Toxoplasma gondii ME49 is the source of this 3071-nucleotide messenger RNA. RefSeq names its product nuclear protein-like family protein. The transcript has a single exon. Lineage: Eukaryota; Apicomplexa; Conoidasida; Eucoccidiorida; Sarcocystidae. Gene Ontology annotation, biological process: mRNA splicing, via spliceosome. Gene Ontology annotation, cellular component: U2-type spliceosomal complex; post-mRNA release spliceosomal complex. Bases 796 to 1749 code for a protein of 317 amino acids. The record is from RefSeq and is a predicted model, not a curated record.
CUUUUUCAGUCGUUUACUUUUCACUUUCCGUUGAAUUCCUCAAAAAAUUUUCUUACACAGCGACCUUUCAUCUCCUAGAGCCUUCAGCACGAGCAGCGAAUGCAGAGAAAGAACACCGCCGCGCUUCUGUGUCUGUGUCUCUUUUGCCUCGACGGAAAAUUGUCCAGAAUCUUGUUCCACAGUACCCAAGUCUUCUCUUUUCCUCUUUAUUUUCUCGGUUCGAUUUCUUUUUUUACCUGGCUUCCUCCCGUCCUUUUCGUCUGACUCUCUCUCCCCGUGUCUCACGACAGGUGACGCAGGCCUUUCUUGCGUAUUCGCUCCCAUUCUCCCGUUUUUUCUCCCUUUUCCCUUUCUUCUUCCUCUUCGUUUUUGCGUGCUUUCAACGCCACCCGGCGUCUUUCGUGUGUGGGGAAGACGCUCUCUUUCCAACCCUACGGGGCGUAGGUCAGCGUGCUGUUCGGCCAGCACCGGGCGUCUGGCUUGGUGGCGCAGUUCCUCUCGUAUUUCCUGCUCCUGGUCCAAAGGAGUCCAUUUUUCACCGUCCUUUGUCGAGUCUUUCAUUCUGUGUUGUCUGCGACUCCGCGUCUCCACCAUUUCUCCCUCCGGUACGUGUUAAGGCCGUCGAUCCUCGUGUCUGUCGGCAUUUCUUCCGGACUUUUUCUUCUUUCGAUUUUCGUUCCUUCUUCUCUUGGAGUUCUUUGCGUUCCUGCGUCUUCCUGCCUUCUGCCGCCCCUCUCACCCCGCUUCGUCCUUCGUCUAUUCCCCACGCGUGUCUUCUCUUCCCUCUUCGCGACCAUGUCGUCCCUGGAGGCCGUCCGAGCGGACGGGUACUACUACGGCCCAGAAUACGACCCGCAGAAGCACGGAAGUCUAAAUCAGUACAGAGGCUCCCACCCUUUGGGAGAUCGCGCGAAGAAGCUGGGCGAAGGAAUUCUCGUGAUUCGCUUCGAAAUGCCAUUCAAGGUCUGGUGCAUCGAGUGCGGCUGCGUCAUCGACAAAGGCGUGAGGUUCAACGCCGAGAAGAAGUGCAUCGGCACAUACUUCUCCACGAAGAUCCUCGAGUUCGCCUUCGCCUGUCCAAAGUGCAAGGCGCCCGUCGCGAUCACCACGGAUCCGAAGAAUGCGGAGUACGUUUGCAGCAGGGGUGUGCGGCGGAAGGUCGAGGCCUUCGACGCCGCAGACGCAGAGACUCUCUCGCUUCCGGGCGUCGAGGAGCGCGAAAAGAUGCACCUUAAUCCAAUGCUCAAGCUGGAAGCGCGCGGCGCAGGGCAACACGCAGACCAGGCUGAGAUGGAGCAGGUGAUCGAGGACUUGAUUGACCUGUCAGAGUCGCGGUCGGCAGACGAUUACGCAGCGAAUGCGGCACUGCGGGAGCGUUUUCGACUCCGCCGCGCGAGAGAGGAAAAACUCGCAAAAGAGAUCCGAGCGGUCGGCGCUGUGAAGGCUGCGGCUCUGCAGAUGAAGCACGGGGAAGUUGAUGACUUGUUGGCAGCCAAACAAAUCCGUUUCCGGGCUCGGAAGACCCCGCUCGACCGCCUCGUCAAGAAAACCGCCAUGAAAAUGACUUCCAUCUUUGACAAACGAAACGUCGUCCCCAACAAGUUCACGUCAACCGCCCUCCAGGACAAGGCCCUCGAAGCAGGCCUCAAACUCGGCCCUGCCCUCACGCGCACUGCAUGCAGGAAACCAAAGGCGACGAUCACCACACACAGAGACAGUGGAAGACGCGUUACUGGGUCUGGGGCUUGAUCGUGAAAAAAUCUGCGUCACAAACUAAACGCCUGGCCCCCCGGGAGGAGAUGUAAGGACUUUUCGAAUGUGCGUUUCCAGUCUAAAAGGGAAAGCCACAUGCAGGUGCUAAUACGGUUCCACCGUCAGAGGUGCUGCGUGAGGUCGGUUAGUAAUCGGGAGACAGCGCGUUCCCUGUCUACCCUUUAAAAAGUGUACAUACACACGAGAAGAGUCUGAAGUGUUCAAGUUCGUGGAUUCAGUGCUCGGGGCUCCCUGGCACUGGUUCACCAGUUUGGAGGUUUCUUUCUCGAGGGUGUUGAGCAUGACGAAAAUGUGAUUUGAUUGUUUUUGGACCUCGUCAAUGUGAAUUACACAAUACACAUGUCAAACAAUUCUAUCCCAACACACCUUCCAAAUCGACGCGUACGAGAAGGAAUUGGAGAAAGGCAGGCGUUUCGCUGCUGAACGUGCUUGCCGUGUGGCUGCUUUUCUUCCUUUUUCAAAUGUGCCAGAAACGCUCUUGGGAGAAGAUGCGCCCGUUUGCUUGUCGUGUUUGGGAGAGUUUUCGUUACCGCGGCUUCCAGUUCUCUUCGUUUUCCUGAUGGUAAAGUCGCGUUUUGGCGGAGGUCUCAGGGAUGGCCUUGUCUUGCUUUUAUGCGCCUGAGACGGUCCUCAAAAUGGUAGUGUUUCUUUGACAGAUCCGACAGCAAGACGAAUGUCAGGACUUCUGUAGAAAUAGCUAGCCUUCAACGUAUCUGUAUGUCUGUAUCGAGAAGUGCAUGCAAGCUGAUAGACAUGCACAGGCGGGCGUGUACGUCCAAAGUGCAUGCGUCUGGGACGAGUAGAGGUCUUGAAGUCUGCGGUGUGGAAAACGCAGUAAAUCUUCUCUUUGAUAUCGUUACCUACAGGUGUUUCAUUCUAUAGCUUUUGAAGCUUGGUUAGACGGGGGUCUCACCUGUGUCUACUCAUGUGAAUAUGCAUGCACUGGUGCGUAUUUGGGAUGUGCGUAGCAAAUUCGUACAUCUGCAUGUACGUAUGUGUAUGUGUAUCCCUGUAACUACAGCCAACUGUAUAGCGCAACAUAUGCAUUGAUACAAAACGUAAAUGUGCACAUCUGACAGAUGCGCUUACGAGUCUCAUCCUUUCAUGUAAAAGGAUCUGGGUAUCUGCAUGUGGUCCUACGGAUUAGGGGGGGUGUCGGCUGUAACUUGUCAACAGGUCCGUGAUUGGUACGUUUUUCCGUUCUCCCUUUUCCUGUUCAAACGAGGAUGUACAAAGGUUUUUCCUCGCCAACGGGAGUACAAAAAGAACCGUUUCAAAUUUAACUUUGCAGAAGCAAA